Brettanomyces nanus is the source of this 2163-nucleotide messenger RNA. RefSeq lists its product as uncharacterized. Bases 1 to 2163 code for a protein of 720 amino acids. The record is from RefSeq and is a predicted model, not a curated record. The transcript has 3 exons. Gene Ontology annotation, molecular function: protein binding. Lineage: Eukaryota; Fungi; Ascomycota; Pichiomycetes; Pichiales; Pichiaceae.
AUGGCAUUGACAUUUACAACUAAGACACGUUCUAGAAAUCAGGAAUGGUCACGAGUACGGGCACAUACUCAGCGUGUGGAAAGUGACAUCACUUCACAACUUAGAAGUCUACAAGAAUUCACCAGGCAGGUCAAGCAGGCCGUAGAAAAGAAAAGGGAUGAGGAAAAAGCCAAAGAAAUUAUCAAGGAUCUGAAAGUAGACAACGACAUUGAUUAUGACAAGAAUGUUCAGGAUGAUGCUGAGAGUAUUUUCAAUGCCCUUAGCGAGGAAAAGGUUUGUACUAAGGAUUCUUCCAAACUUUCAUAUACGAAAGCUGAAGAAGAAGAAAAUGCUGAGCUUGAGGAAGAGUCGGAUCUUGAUUUGUUAUCGCUUUUUCCCAGUGUUCAUUCAUACACACAAUUACCUGUUUCAAUCACUGAGCAGCUAGAUGGUGAUACAUUGCAGUACAUUGCUUCUGAAGAGACGGCCAAUUGGAUACCCGUUAUAUCUAGGUUGGCUAGUAAUUCCAAUAGUUUAAGUAAUGCUACCUCAUAUGAUGCGCACAUAUUAUUGAAGAGUAUUCCUAAAGAACAAAGGCCUUUAAUUAUAGCUCAAUUUCAUAAGAUGGUCGCUGAAGCAGGACUACUCGACAAUAGAUAUAUUUAUAACGAUCUCAUGGCAAGUUACAAUCUGGUAAAUGUUAAAGAAAGCUUGCCAAUAAUAGAGAGAUUAUACAAAGAAAUGACUGAUGAGAAAGCCAUCAAGCCCGAUGCUUACACCAUGGGUAUCAUGAUUAACCUUUAUAGUCGAAGGUGCAAUGUGGACAAGACCAAAGAAUUUCUCGGAAAAAUAACUGACAUGGGCGAUCAUCCAACAUUUGCCAUAUAUACAUCUGUGCUUCAGAUGUAUGUGCGAAUGGGAGAGUAUCGAAAUGCCGUUGAUGUUUUUGACACAAUGAAGUUCUUGUCUUUGGAAACAUUUCCUACCUCCAGGACAUAUUCUUCGAUGAUUUUAUUGGAUACCCUAAACAACGAGAUUGAACAUGGUAUGGCGCUUUAUAAAGAAAUGAUUGAUAGAAACAUCAAAGUGGAACCCCAGGCUUUAUUAUCUUUGUCUAAAGGUUGCACUACAAGGAAAGGUCUGACCCCUCAAGGUUGGGCGUACAUCUUGGAGUAUUACGCAAAUGAUUAUCCAAUCUCUUACAAGCUUAUAGAAGUGAUGAUGAAUUUAGCUGCCAAAGACUCUGACUUAAGUCUUGUUAGGGCGCUUUAUCUCAGUAUUUUCGAGAAUAAUACGAAAACUAAUGGUGGGAAAAUUACACCGACAAACGCAACGGCAUUGAAGUACUUGUUCAAUGCAUAUUUCAGUUUUGACAAGGAUUCUCGUCCAGUCAGUGUGGUUGACGAAAGGGUCAUGGCUAUCAGGCUCAGAUCUUUGGAACUUAUGAAUUUUACUUUUCAUGAUGAGGCACCACCCAUGCUUCCUUUGAUUCAUCUCCCGGUUGAUGAUAACACAUUAAUGAUGAAAGAAAGCAAAGCUAUAUUUGAAUAUCACGUAUUGAAGUUUCCCGAGAUGAUCUCAGAACAAGUCCUUGAGGCAUAUUUGUUUGUCCUCGCAGUGAGAGGGGGUAGUAUAAGAGAAUUCGAAAAAGCAUGGAAUAAGUACACCUAUUUCAAGAAUGAGGAGGACACUGACUCGAAUGUGACUGUUGAAGGUCCAGAGCCAGUUGUCAAAAAUCAGCCCAACGAAAUUGGAUCGACCACUCCUGUGGAAGACUUAUUAGAAACUUCUCCGGUCACUUUGCCCCGUGAUGAUAGACUCUACAAUGCUUGUAUGCAUGCAGCAAGGCACUUCAAAGAUGUUAUUUUUGCUCAAAAGAUUUGGAUUGAAAGAGGAAGGUUUCGUAAGACUCAAAGCUUUCAGAGUUUAAAACCAUAUGUUCAGGAUCAGCAAGAUUUCAAGUUUGCUAGAGCCAUGCUUAGCUGCUUCGUGGAGACUGGAAAUGUGGUUGAUGCUUAUCAGUUAAUUUUGAGUUCGCAGAGCCGUUUUGUGUGGACAUAUUAUCAUCUCAAAAGUGUUCUAAUUUUAUGUGAAAAGAUGGGAUACGUCACUUUCAAGACAGAGUUGAUGAAAGUGAUAUCCAAAAGUAACAAGUUUCUACGGCGCCAAGAGAGACAUUCGUAA